This is a messenger RNA of Ophidiomyces ophidiicola, 1998 nucleotides long. RefSeq lists its product as uncharacterized. The record is from RefSeq and is a predicted model, not a curated record. Bases 1 to 1998 code for a protein of 665 amino acids. The transcript has a single exon. Lineage: Eukaryota; Fungi; Ascomycota; Eurotiomycetes; Onygenales; Onygenaceae.
AUGGCGUUUCGAGUCCCCAGCCAGAUCCCGCAGCGGCGGCCUUCGUUUCAAAAUGCCUCGCGUUCUGCUCAGUCCGCCGACGACGCGGUGGCAGACGCCCUCCGCCCCCGCGACGACGACCACCAGGAAUGGGUGCUCUUUUCUCCCGAAACCGCACACUCGAGCGUAGCUCGCACACAUACCACAUCCACAGAACGAACUCCCCGUACUGCGGGCAGGUCACGGCUAAGUGAUUUCGGCUCACUGGGGACAGCUUUACACUCUGGCACCGGAGAUAUCGACCUUGAACCAGAGCAAGAUGACCUGCUAGAAGAAGACGCUACUGAGCUCGACAGUCUUGAUGAUGGACUGCAUGCCUUCCGGGAGCCUUCUGCCUACGAACCCGUGGGAGACCAACUUGCUCCUCACCAAAGUGACCCUGCCGUACUUCCCGCCCAUGAUGGCCUGGGGACUUUUCCCGUCUCCAGCUUGCAAAUACAAGAACAACUGUGGAAACAUGAAAAGUUCAACCCCAAUAGAGUACGUGAGGCAACGCCCCUCCAAAUACCACCUAUGCAGCAACCUUUCGGCUCAGUCGAAGAAUUUCAACCUCACGACAUGGACCUGGACCGAUGGGAACGGGUAGAACAAUGGCGUAUGGAACAAAGCAGGUUUUUGCUGCAAGAAAUCGAAAAGGAAACCAGACGAAGGCGGAAAAAUCGUUCAGGGCAUACACUCCAACGUGCUGGCCGACGAUCAUCUGCAGCCACCAUAGAUAGUAUUCUCGAAACCCAAGCCCCCGCUGAUGAAAUAUUAUCUUCUGAAGAAGGUACGUCGAAGGAUUCGGAAGAAGAGGAGUCUUUCUGGAGGCGGAUUACACGUAAAGUGAUUCGAGAAUUGAUUGGUAUCGACGACAGAAUCCUUGCUGUCAUUUUCGGGGAAGCUCUCGUGGAAGAAGUUGAAGAAGAACAGACUGCACAGAAGAACCAAGAUCGAUCGAACCCAGGAGCUUUGCAGUCAGGUAUCAGAAUCGCUUCAGAGCGACCUAAAGACCUCGAUGACAUGCUGAAGAAUGUGACGUCGUCAUCCUCACACGACCAUAUGUGGCAGCAAAAACUUCUGGAUAGGAUCACCCGGGAGCUGGGUAUUUUGGCUCAUCAGCUCUGUGAACACCCUGGCGCCUUUACGGCGUAUCCGGCCACUAAUUAUUCGGCGUCUGGCAACGCUGUCGAGGCCCCACAAUCUUCGGCGCCGUUAUCUGUUUCUCAUCGACGUCACAUUAUUCCCUCCACAACUAUGUCUGACCAUAGCCUCAAAAAUGCCACGCCGGAAUUAGACCCGAAAUUCAAUCCUACGCUGCAAGAUACCCCUCUAUUGAGCCAUGAUGCUCUCUGGGGCAUCGAGGAAGAAGGCCCACCGUGCGCCAAGAGCCCCCCGCCUGGGGAAAGCAACACGCAAGCGGAUGGCCAAGCCGACCCUUCCAAGUUAGAGCACGCGUGCGAGGACUGGGAACGGGAACUUGAUAUGAAGAUGGUUUUCAGGUAUAUCUUCAGAAGCCUUGCGGGCAAAAUUCCUGUGUCGAAGACCGGAGCCAGCACGCCAACAGCUUCCGCCUCGCAGGAAGAUGAGAAACAAGACGCCUCGUAUCGUGCCGCUAUCAUAAAGCAGCAUCACCCAUUGGUAGCACGCGCUGACGCUCAGGCCCGCUCUCAGCGUACGUACAUGAGCCAUUGUCAGACCAACUCUUCAGUCCAUGGUCUUCCACCCCACGCAACAAUGGGCACGCAAGCUAGUCUGGCAACGAGAAACAACCGCCCUGCUUCGACCCCUGUUCUCUUCCAUCAACUUCACCGUCCCGGCUCCAGCUGUGCUAGCCAGAGCACCUUGCUGUCUUCAAAAAAGGGUCCACUUGGCAGUGGGUCGAGCAGACAUUACUGGGACAUUGGGGGAAGCGUAGGCAGCGGGAGUGCCAUUGUUACUGUGGGCGCUGGUGGCAUGGGGAAUUGGGGGGACAUUUAA